AAAAAACUAAAGUCCCGCCACCGAAGACGAGAAUCAUCUUGCGUUUGCCGUCUCGAAAGAUCCGGAGAACAAGAACAAAGUAGUAGGGAAGGGAGGAUAGUAGGAAGGUGCUGCAGGCUUACGUUUUGCGAGAGAAGGCAGGAGAAAAAGUUGUGGAUUGCGAGGGGUAGGUUAGAAGAUAGAGGCAUCGCGAGGUAGGCUAGAUUCGGGAGCCGGUGAGCGAAGGGUCGUUUGGAGGGACAACGUCAGGACGAUUCCGUGGGCAUUGGAUCUGGAAGGAAUAAACUUCUGUUCGAUCACGACGGGUCUGGAACUGUGGAUUGCAAGCCAUGGUCGAAUGAUGUUGAUUGGGAGGUUUCUAUUCAUUCACGCAGUUGUGGAGUCCAGUUUGGGAGAGGUUGUUGCUUACCGCAGAAGAAGAAGUCUUUGCGGCCGACGGAAUUAAAACCAGAAAAACUAAAGGAACUCGGAGUUAUCAACGAUGGCGAAGCUCGAGGUGUUGACGGCGUUGGACAAGGCCAAGACGCAAUGGUACCAUUUCACAGCGAUCAUCAUUGCGGGUAUGGGGUUUUUCACCGACGCAUACGAUUUGUUCUCCAUCCCCAUCGUCACGGGGCUUCUGGGUAGGAUUUACUAUCAGACUCCUGGCACUGCUAACCCCGGUAGCCUGCCCCCGAACGUGAACGCUGCAGUGAACGCUAUGGCUUUGAUCGGCACUCUGAUGGGUCAACUCUUCUUUGGAUGGCUAGGCGACAAGCUCGGUCGGAAGAAGGUAUAUGGUAUUACGCUUGUUCUCAUGGUCGCGGCUGCACUCGCCUCGGGUCUCUCCUUUGGCCACACUCCCAAGUCUGUGAUGACAACGCUUUGCUUUUUCCGGUUCUGGCUUGGCUUCGGUAUUGGUGGAGACUAUCCAUUGAGUGCGACGAUUAUGUCGGAAUACGCUAACACCAGGACCCGAGGAGCUUUCAUCGCGGCCGUCUUUGCUAUGCAAGGAACGGGAAUCUUGUGUGCUGGCGCAGUCGGUUGCAUCGUUGGUGGAAUAUACAACAACGUCGUCCAUGCACCUGCAUACAAGGUCAACCCAAUCGCCUCGGUGCCAGACUCUGCAGACUUCGUGUGGCGUGCCGUUCUCAUGUUCGGUGCAAUUCCAGCUGCUGCCACUUACUACUACCGAAUGAAGAUGCCCGAAACAGCGCGUUUCACAGCGCUCGUGGCUGGAGAUGCCAGAAAGGCUGCUAAGGACAUGUCUACAGUUCUCCAAGUCGACCUUACACAGGAUGACGCGCGCAGCAGAGUCCAAGGACCCCAGUACACUUUGUUCUCCCCCGAAUUCAUGCGCAGGCACGGCCUUCACCUGCUCGGCACAACAUCGUGUUGGUUUUUGCUCGAUGUAGCUUUCUACUCUCAGAAUCUGUUCCAGAAGGACGUCUUCACCGCCGUCCACUGGCUACCCGCAAGGAAGGAAAUGUCAGCCGUUGGAGAAGUUUUCAGAGUUGCGCGAGCGCAGUCGCUCAUCGCGCUGUGCUCAACUGUUCCAGGCUACUGGGUCACCGUCGCCCUUAUCGACCGCAUUGGUCGGUUCACGAUCCAGCUCCAAGGAUUCUUCUUCAUGACAGUGUUCAUGCUUGGUCUUACCAUCCCUUACAACCAUUGGUUACACAACUCUACGGGUUUCAUCAUCAUGUACGCGCUCACCUUCUUCUUCGCCAACUUUGGCCCUAACAGCACGACCUUCAUCGUCCCCGCUGAAGUCUUCCCUGCCCGAUUCCGCUCAACUUGCCAUGGUAUCUCUGCCGCAGCGGGCAAAGCUGGCGCUAUUAUUGGAUCCUUCGGUUUCCUCUAUGCGUCUCAGAGCUCUCAUCAGAAGACGGUCGCGGCAGGAUACAGCAAAGGAAUCGGUGUUCGGAACGCGCUCUUCCUCCUCGCGGGCACAAAUGCGCUCGGCUUUCUUUGCACAUUCUUGGUACCUGAGACGAAUCAAAUCUCCCUGGAGGACCUAUCUGGGGAGAAUGAGGAAAAUGCGAGGAACGACUUGCCAGAUGACAAGGUUGCUGCCCUUUAAAGCAAACAUUGGUUUUGAUUGAGGACAUUUCUCACCUCUACCUGCAGCGUGACUUCAUUUUACCAGCUAUACCAUCCCAACUGCGUGCAGAUGAGGAACUCUCGGUUGCUUCGAAAAUUUUCUUCUCAUGGCUUGCACGAGAAGAGGAAUUUGCUUCAGUCUGUUUAAUUGUUUACAGUCUAGGGUCGACGGUGAUUGCUUUGGUUGAAUUCGGUUGAGAUAAGGUUGCGCAACAGUAGAAGGAUUGUGACAUUUUACUGUGUUUAAUGUUCGUGAAGUUCUGUGACCAAAUUUGUACGUUAACAGAAUCAUACCCCGAAUACUUGCGAAGGGGUAAUUUGGCAGGAUAAUCAAGAUUUAAUAAACUCAGUUGUGAUACAACAGUAGUAGCAUAUUCAUAGACAAAUUUGUUCAAUAUUUUCAGACAGGCUAGUUCGAAAACCUUGUGUGCACAACUCUGUCCUACCGGAUUUGUUGACAUGUUGGAAGUUUUUCCUAUUUGUCUUGAUGAGCGCUUUAUUUUAAAAGGAUUUAUCAUUGCAAGACA
Molecule: messenger RNA, 2609 nt
Organism: Physcomitrium patens
Lineage: Eukaryota; Viridiplantae; Streptophyta; Bryopsida; Funariales; Funariaceae
Product: low affinity inorganic phosphate transporter 1
Biological process (GO): phosphate ion transport; transmembrane transport
Cellular component (GO): membrane
Molecular function (GO): phosphate transmembrane transporter activity
Source: RefSeq, a predicted model, not a curated record